Molecule: messenger RNA, 5338 nt
Organism: Anolis sagrei ordinatus
Lineage: Eukaryota; Metazoa; Chordata; Lepidosauria; Squamata; Anolidae
Gene: RASSF9
Product: Ras association domain family member 9
Biological process (GO): intracellular transport; signal transduction
Cellular component (GO): recycling endosome; trans-Golgi network transport vesicle membrane; cytosol
Source: RefSeq, a predicted model, not a curated record
CCUCUCAGCCUCUGAGGAUGCCUGCCAUAGAUGUGGGCGAAACGUCAGGAGAGAAUGCUUCUGGAACUUGGCCAUACAGCCCAGAAAACUCACAACAACCCAAUGCUACUGUGCUUUUCAAAACAUUCUGGAGACUGGAUUCAGCCGGGCGUUCAUGGGAAGCAGCUACACUGUAGAAUGAAUGCAGUUUGACUCCACUUUUAAGUGCCGUGGAAACGUGGGAGUUGCAGUUUUACAAGUUCCUCCGCCUUCUCUGCCAAGGAGUGCCUGGUGCCUCAUCAAACUACAUCUCUCAUGAUCCCAUAAUGCCAUGACACCAUCCCGAGUGGGAGAUCCCUAGCCACCAGUGUUGCAGCGCCCCUCUUCCGAAAGGGAAAUCCAUGCCAAGUUCCUGCGCGAGGCAGUUUGGAAGAGUGGAUUGGAAGAGGGUGUUUUCCGAAGGGAAAGGGAAGCCGAGCGGACUUCACUGGCAGGAUCAAUUCCUUCCCGUCUCAACUUUCCUGAAGUUUGUCUGAAACUUGUCAAGGAUCAAACUUUGCUUUUUCCCCAGGCAACUUUUCACUGUCACCUGAAAAAGUGAUGGGCUCCAGCGAGCGAGAAAUAGUAGUGUGGGUUUGCCAGGAUGAGAAAAUUGUAAGUGGGUUGACCAAGCGCACAACUUGCCUUCAGGUAAUUGAAGCUUUGCUUGAAGAACAUCAGGCUACCUUUGUGGAAAAGAAGUUUCUCUUUGGGCAGCCCAAGGAUUACUGUAUUGUUGAAAAAUGGAGAGGAUCUGAACGGGUCCUUCCACCUCUCACCAAAAUGCUGAGGCUUUGGAAAGCCUGGGGGGAAGAGCAGCCGAAUCUGCAAUUUGUCUUGGUCAAGGCAGAUGCUUUCUCCCCAUUCCCAUUAUGGAAGACAGCUGAAGCCAAGAUAGUACCAAACCUAGAAAGACACUUGGACCUCAGCCCAGCCAAUUACAUGAAGAUGCUGCCAGUGGACAAGCAAAAGAGAAUUGUUAGGAAAACUUUUCGAAAGCUUGCAAAACUGAAACAGGAAGGAGUUCUGCAAGAGAGGGACAACAUAGAAACCCUGAUUCAUUUGAUUCUCUCUCAAGAUCACACCAUUCACCAACAAAUCAACCGCUUGAAGGAACUUGAUUUGGAAAUUGAACAGUGUGAAGCCAAGUGUCACUUAAAUCGGCUUGAAAGCGAUGGGGAAAAUUAUGUUCAAGACUCUUACCUAAUGGCCACUCCUGGUGAUGUAGAACAUCAAAGGAACAUGUCCAUCACUCAACCACAGAUGCUGGAAAGCCCAUGCAAAGGUGAGAAUAUUUUACAAGUGGAGGAAGAGCUAAAACACCACAAGCUGUUGAUUGAAAAGCUUUCUGCAGAAAUUGAAAAAGAGGUUAAAGAAUUCGAAAAAAAUGGAAACACGUGGACAGAGGAAGCCUGUAAUAAUGAAAUGGAGAAUCAUGAUGUUGGCAGUGUCAAGAAUGAGCUGGAAAAAAGUAUGAAAGAUGCAUUAAGGAUCCAUUCACAAAUGAAUUACAUCCAGCAGGAACUAAAGUACAGGGAUUUGAUGGUUCAGAAGAAGGAAAGAGAGUAUGAACAACUUGUGGAUGAGCUUAAUGAUUUUCACGUUAAAGAUAAAACUGAAUGCAGGUACUCACCCAGUGAGGAACAAGUGAAGGACAAUGAAAUAGCAACCAAGAGUUUUACAGGAACAGACCUUCUUCACAAAGUGACUAAUUUAGACAUAAACGAUACAGACUCUGACACUGGGAUCAGUUCUACUCAUAGUCAGGAUUCAGAAACGGCAAUAGGAGACAUGUUGUUGCUGUCCACAUAGCUAUAGACUUUCUUUUACUCAAAACAUAUCCAUUCCCUGGAGAGACAUGGUUAUGUAUGUAGAUAAAUGGUAUCUCUUUAUGGGCCAUAUUGUCAGAGUGUAAGAGCUUCCAAGAUAGAAAACAUAUAUCAUAAAACUCCGAAAUAGAGGUGAUGCAAAUAAUAUACCCAUAUUUGCUCGAGUCUAGUGCACCAUCUAAUCCAAUGUACAUCUACAUUUUCAAAACCCUGAAACCCAAAAAAAGUAUUUACCAUAUUACAUAAAUCUAAUAUGCACCCUAAUUUGGGGAAGAUAAUUUAGUCAAAAAAAAGGUGAGCAUUAGAUUCGAAUAAAUAUGUUAAUGUUGGUAUAAUAAUAGCUUAUGUAGAUCAGGGGUGGAUGCUUUGCAGGCCUCCAGCUGCUGUUCAUGUGAAACUCACUAUUUAUCACUACUGACUAUGCCAGCCAGGACUGCUAUUAAUUGAAGUUGAACAGUUUCUGGAGGGUCAUUGCAUGGCCAUUCCUGGUAUAGAUGUGGAGCAUUUGAAAUGCAUUUGAUAAAGAAAACACUAGCCAGACCAUGGUGGUCUUGAAAUUGAAUUCCCCUAUGUAAAAAUCAUCCCCCAAAGUAUUUUGUAGUAGUACCAGUUCUGUCAGCAGUAUUGCGCCUCUUUCUUUUGUGCACCAUUCCCUUGCCAGUGCAGUGGAUGUUAAUAGAUAAGGACAUGACAACCUUUCUUAUUCCAUAAUCUGAAAGUGUGGCUAACAAAAAGUAACAAUAUGGAUAUAAAAAGUUGAGGACAUUUUGUUAUGCAUUUUAUAACCAGUUCAUUAUGAAUAUUUAGUGAUACAUAUUUUAACCAUCACAUUAUUGUAAAACUUGGAUCGUGACUAUGACUAGUAAUAGGAACAGGAUGGAGGAAUCUCUCCCCCCUUAUUUUUUUUAAAAAAAUCAAUGACUUCCUAUGUAACCAGGAGAUACAAAACAAUUCUGAGGCAUUGCAACACUUCUGAGAAACAGUGCCACUUUCUGAACUCUUUUUGCCAGAACAUUAGUUACAUUAUAUGCUUCUAUAAAAUUAAAUUUUAUUUCUUUGUAAGGGCCCUUCCAGACAGGCCCAGAAUUUGGGACCUAUCUCACUUUUACCUGAGGCAACCAAAUGACGCCUCAGGUAAAAGUUAGUGAAUGUAGAGAAAACUGGGGUUUCCCUGUUUGCUGCACAUUAAUUAAACACUUGGAUAGAUCUGGACCUUAAGCUAAUGUCAGGAUCUUUCUAAGUGUGGGCUCUGUGGGGAUUGACUCCUGGAACCGCAUUUUGCGAUCCCAGGGAUCAAUCUCCACAGCCAUCCUGGUUCUUUGGACUCCUGGAGCCUGAAGGAGUGGGAGGGCACACACCUCCUCCCCAGUCCCCCCCCCAAAAAAAAACUUUCUGGAGGGUCUGCAGGCAAUGCAGUUUCCUCUACACAGUCCUCCUAACACUUGAAAAUGAGGGAUUUCCCUCCUUCUCACUUCCUGAUGUGUCUCUACAAAAGCCUCAACAAAGGGGCCUGCACUGCCAGCAGGUCCCCUCAGGAAAGCUGGGGGGUGGGGCGGGGGCAGGGGGGGGGAAGUAGGGCUGAGGGAUGGCACUCCCCAAGGUAAACCCUGGAGUUAUGGGUUUUAAGUAAUCGUAGAAGGCUCCUAAGUGUGAUGCACAUUUGACAGAAGAACAACUUUUCUGUUUUUGAGUAAAAGGGAAAUUGGACUUUAUUUUACAGUGCCAUAGGAAUGGAUGAUAACCUAAUAGUGUCACUUUUAUGUAAACGUUCUAUAUUUACAUAUAAUAGCAAAACAAGAAAAGUUGAAUUAACUCCUGAAUGUUUUUGAUUGGCAUAUCAAAUUGGAAGUCACAGCUCGUCAACCCAUAGGCAUGUGAUUGUAAAACAUGGUUGCCCUCUUUGGAUAAGGCUGAGAAAGGUUGCUUUUAGAAAACAAAUAAAAGGCUGCAUUUAAGACUUCAUAAAUAGAAGUAUAUUUUUUUGCUUUUGAGAUUUCUUCUUCCUUACCAUUUGAUUUGGUUUCUCUCUCUCUCUUGUGUUAAAUUGACUGCCGUGUUUUUUAAAGAAAAAACUUUAAAUAUGACACGGAAAUACAUUUUUUCCUGAAUUUUUAAAACUACUUUUAUAUGUUAUGAAGAGAUUUUUCCAUACAGAUUUUCUAUUGACUGCUGCAUUUAAAAAAUGUGGCUGCAUCAUUUGAUAUUAUAUUGAAUGCUUUUCUAAUUAUUGAGUUCUCUAACCUACUGGUUCCUAGUGGAAACCUGGAUGAAUAGCAAACAAGCUAUCAUAGAUGUGUAAUAAUUUAUUAAUACUUUUGAACAUAUUUUUAUACUUUGUCUGACAUGUGGUAUAAUUGUCAAAUCUCUUAUGUUUAAAAAAUAGGCUAUCAUUAUUUAGUUAUUUGAAGUAUCCCCAUGGUUCACAUAUUAUUUUAAAAGAUCAUUUUCAGGUGUUCAGUACUAUACAAGUUGCAAAUUGGUAGUACCUCUUAAGUAUCGUUGAAAUGUGAAUGAGAAUUAAAUUAGAGAAUAAAUUUGUGGGUUUCUUAGGCUGAAUACAUUUCAGGUGCACAUUAGGCCUGAUUUCCCCCUCUUCAAUUGUAAAGGUUAAUGCUUUCUUAAUCACAAUGAUGUAGAAUGCAAGCUGCAGGCCAAUUCCCCAGUUUGUGCCCUAUUGAAACAAAUCAGACUCAAAUAAAAGUGCUCACGCACUGUUCUCACUCAUUUUAAUAAGAAAGUGGGUUCUACUGAAUUUUAAACACUUCUUGGGUUUUAAGACUUGGCAUGUAACUUGAUCAUGCUGAAUUGUAUUAUUCUUAGUAGUAACUGACACACAGUAUUGUACUCUUAACAUAAGACAUUAAGUGAAAGUAAACUCUAUCGAAAUCUGACCACAUAAUCUGCUUUGCCAAUAAGUCACAUGAUCCAUAUGCACAUGGAAGUUGCAGAGUUUUGAGUUAAGGAAAUAACUUUUAGGAAUGAGAUGAAGGAAAGGUUUGAGUGUUCAUUAUUCUCACAUGUGUGGUACUGCUAACAGGGUAGAGAAAUACUCUAUUCAGCUAUUAUGAUUUGGCAAGUUUGCAGAAGUAAGUAGAGACAUGGUUACCAUUUCACCUAAGGCUAGUUGCUUAAGACCCAUUGAAAUCUCAGAUCUAGCUGUGACUAACUUGCCCAGUGUUAUUUCAUUAGUAAUUAAGUACAAGUAAUAUAAAUUGGUUUGGGGCCAGAGGCUGAAACUUGUUCAUUAAUAAUAAUUGUGGUUGUCUGUGUUCUGUUGUAACAUGUACACAAUCAUUCAUUAAGCUUUAUCACUAUGUAUCCCCAUACUAAGAUGUUUAAAUUAGACUAUUGACGUAUCAUCCAAUAACUCUUAUUACCUGGACUACUGCCUCAAAAUUGAAUUAAUGUCAAGUUGCAUCAAAAUGUACAUGAUCAGUCACUCAAAUUGUGCUGUACACAGUUUUCAGAAUAAAGUGAAUUUGCAAAAAUAA